CGAGGAGAACCAGUAAAAGCAUACUGAAUGUACAAAUGUACAAAGCUGUCAUACCAAUAUUUAAAGUGUGUUGAUUGAUUCAUAACAUCAGCUCAUACCAAUUUCUGCCAAUUGAGAUGUGGCUGCACAGAGCAUUACUACUUGUCUUGUAAUGUAAUGCAGUUAUGGUAACAUAUUAUCAGUGAUUACAUAACCGCAGAGCUCAUUGGUGUGUUUUUGUGUGUCAUCCAGUACUGAAAGAACACAACAAAGAGGAAGGAGAAGUAUGAAUGAAAAUGUUGACCUAAUGAAAAGCUGCGGGUCAAAUCCUGCACAUUUGUGGUUGAUAUCAUUAGAAGUAGCUCAAAUCUCUAAUCUAGUUCAAUAAUGCCAUCGUUUUUAGGUGUGAUCAAUACAAAGAUAUGGAAAAUGCAACAAUGCAGGGGUGAUGACUCAAUUCUGUGCAGCCUUCAUCAGCGGGGUGAUCACACAAAUAGCAAGAGGGUCAACUGAAUGUCCUCACUGAAAUAAAGUUUUUUAGACCCUUUUUAAUCAGGUCCUGUGAGAGUUUUACUAAGUCACUAUUAAACUGGGAGACAGUACUAACAUUUUUUUUCUCGGCCAAGUGGGGAGGUCUCAGAAGAUUCUCGGCUCAGGUGCAUAGUAAAAAGUCAAAUAAAAUUUCAUUGUUAUUGAGAUAAAUGUAAAAUGUAAACCCCCAAAAAGUCUGUUUUCAGAUGGCUGAAAUGUGACCAUGCAAAGUGUUGUCUCAUAGUGUUAAACCAAUCUGCAUGAAAAACAAAGCACAGCCUAGAGCAGGACUCUUCAGCAGACUGACUGGGGAUUUAUGCAAACCCCUCUGAAACCCUACAGCGCAACUUAAAAUGCACUUCCCUGGAACUGGAACUACAGAACACAUCCACACAGCCCACAACUAUUAUGCUUGGCUCGUUCUGCACCGUCGGUUCCUCCUGUACACAAACUUUUUCCACUGCAUAUUUUUUUAAUUUAACAGUGAGGCAAUAACAAUCAUCAUCUAAUUAUAAAGAGAAGUUACCAGUAUAAUAGCAUCAGUAUAAGGACUCCCACAUGUCAGCAAAUUCCUGGAGGGGGAGAGUGCUGAAACUAUCAGGAUUGAUAUGGGGGAAUGUACAAAGAAGUGGAAAGACUAGAGGGACAAAUAGGUUUGGCUCAGGGUUACCAGAAAGCAUUUUCUUUUUUUCUGUUGACUUGGGACUGCAUGUAAAACACCAGGACACGACCACACUGUAUUUAACACGUAACCACACACAAGGAUAAAUGUUGGCAACUUACGUAGGUGACGUCGUAGACUCUACAAAGGUUCCCCACAGAAGUCUACAUCAGCCUUAGUUCUAGAGUACAUGGUACCAGCAUACAUACUGCAGGUUGGCCAACCAGCAACUUGACACCUUUCUCUACAUCAAGAGUGAAGCUGGAUCUCCUACCAAUGUGCAAAAAGUAUUUAUGAAUAUCUUUUCAGCUAUCUGGCGUUUAAAGUUUUUUCUUUACCCAUAAAAUGUUCACAGAUCCGAGCAUGCUGACAGAUAUGAUGAAGGGCAACGUAACCAACGUGCUUCCCAUGAUCCUCAUCGGUGGCUGGAUCAACUGGACUUUUUCAGGAUUUGUAACAACUAAGGUUCCCUUCCCUCUCACGCUGCGCUUUAAGCCCAUGCUGCAACAAGGAAUAGAGUUGCUCUCAUUGGAUGCUUCUUGGGUGAGCUCAGCAUCAUGGUAUUUCCUGAAUGUGUUUGGACUUCGAAGCAUGUACUCUUUAAUCCUAGGCCAAGAUAACGGCGCAGACCAGUCGAGGAUCAUGCAAGAGCAGAUGAGCGGUGCUGCCAUGGCCAUGCCUGCAGAUACAAAUAAAGCUUUCAAAGCUGAGUGGGAGGCACUGGAACUGACUGACCAUCAGUGGGCGCUUGAGAAUGUAGAGGACGAUCUGAUGAGCCGGGAGUUGGACUUUGAUGGCAUGUUCAGCAAGGAGCUGCCAAGCGGAAUCUUCUGAAGGCCUAAUCGCUUCCUUUUUGGAGACUCAAUUUGAAAUUUGAUUAUUUCAGGGAUUUGUUUUGGGGUUUUUUUUGUUGUUUUUUUUUUUUUAUCUGAAACCACACAACUGGGACAAAUCCCUUCAUAUGCAAAGUUUACAUCGUGUAAUUUGUUGUAGUGGUCUUUUCACUUGUAUCUACCUUCCAUUCCUGUCCUUAAAUGAACUAAAAUGAACACAAAUACACUGGUUCUACUGCUGCCUCAUGCAUAAUAGGGAGCCCUGCUUUGUUAUUUCAAAGAAAGAAGGGGCUGUUCUAGAGAAAUUACGUGUUUGUUUUUUUUUAAUGUGUUCUUGUUAGCUUGAAACUGAAUGCAAUCAUAAUGCCAUUAAGUAAUAGAAUCUGAACUGCCUAGUGCUUCUUUUUCCUAAUGUCAUGCACAGCUAGAUUAGCUGUCUUCAUUUUGUAUGUGUCAUUUAAAAGCAAAAUAGUACAUAAAACAGUUUUACAGGUCAAAAUGAUCUAUAUUUAAUAAUGCUUUAACCAUCCAUCAUUGCUCAUAUUUUAGAUUGGAGGUCCAGAACAGGUUAGGUUUGUUUGUUUGUUUUGUGGCAGGGGAAAUGUUGAGUUUUGUCAUCGAGAUAUUGUUUUUGAAGUAUGUAGACGGUUUAUUUUGUAAUUAACUCCCUUGUGUUUUGUACAGUAUAAAGUCUGUUUUGAUUCAAAA
Molecule: messenger RNA, 2712 nt
Organism: Neolamprologus brichardi
Lineage: Eukaryota; Metazoa; Chordata; Actinopteri; Cichliformes; Cichlidae
Source: RefSeq, a predicted model, not a curated record